Molecule: messenger RNA, 1607 nt
Organism: Vigna radiata var. radiata (mung bean)
Lineage: Eukaryota; Viridiplantae; Streptophyta; Magnoliopsida; Fabales; Fabaceae
Product: WD repeat-containing protein LWD1
Exons: 1
Coding region: 97-1149 (350 amino acids)
Cellular component (GO): nucleus
Molecular function (GO): protein binding
Source: RefSeq, a predicted model, not a curated record
ACCUAUAUGUUCCUUUCCUAGUUUCCAUCCGCACACUGACGGGGCUGCGAUUCUUUGUUGAUUCACUCAUCCACUGUGUGCCUUGCGAUUGCGACAAUGGGCGCCAGCAGCGACCCGACUCAAGACGGGUCAGAUGAGCAGCAAAAGCGGUCGGAGAUCUAUACCUAUGAGGCUCCGUGGCACAUCUACGCCAUGAACUGGAGCGUCCGCCGUGACAAGAAGUACCGCCUUGCCAUCGCCUCCCUCCUCGAACAGUACCCUAACCGUGUCGAGAUAGUUCAGCUCGACGAUUCAAACGGUGAGAUCCGCUCUGACCCCAACCUCUCCUUCGAACACCCCUAUCCUCCAACCAAGGCCAUCUUCAUCCCCGAUAAGGACUGCCAACGCCCUGACCUCCUUGCCACCUCUUCCGACUUCCUCCGCGUCUGGCGCAUCGCGGACACGGAUGCGGAAUCCUCUCCACGCGUCGAACUAAAGUCCCUUCUUAAUGGAAACAAAAACAGCGAGUACUGUGGGCCCCUCACCUCCUUCGACUGGAACGAGGCUGAGCCGCGCCGCAUCGGCACCUCCAGCAUCGACACAACAUGCACCAUCUGGGACAUCGAGAAGGAAACCGUCGACACGCAGUUAAUAGCGCACGACAAAGAGGUUUACGACAUCGCGUGGGGAGGCGUUGGUGUGUUCGCUUCUGUCUCUGCCGAUGGCUCUGUUAGGGUUUUCGAUCUCCGGGACAAAGAGCACUCUACAAUAAUCUACGAGAGCUCUGAGCCGGACACUCCUCUGGUUCGGCUUGGGUGGAACAAGCAGGACCCGAGGUACAUGGCCACGAUUAUCAUGGACAGCGCCAAGGUGGUGGUGCUGGAUAUUCGUUUCCCCACACUGCCUGUGGUGGAACUGCAGCGGCACCAGGCCAGCGUCAAUGCCGUUGCAUGGGCCCCACAUAGCUCUUGUCAUAUAUGCACCGCAGGGGACGAUUCUCAGGCGCUGAUUUGGGAUUUGUCGUCCAUGGGUCAACCCGUGGAGGGUGGGCUUGACCCUAUUCUUGCCUACACUGCUGGUGCGGAGAUCGAGCAGCUUCAGUGGUCGUCUUCGCAGCCUGAUUGGGUGGCCAUUGCAUUCUCCACUAAACUUCAGAUUCUUAGGGUUUGAUUAUUAUUAUUCCUGUUUUAUCCUCUUCUUCUAUGUUCCUCCCUGUGCAAACCCGACCUGGGGAUAAUUUAGACUUGAAACCACAUUUCUAUCUCUGUUCCGUUUAUUGUUGAAACCGAUUUUAAGCUUGAUGAUGAUUCUUGAUGAUGAUUCGUAGCUUUUGAAUCGGAAGUAGUAGUUUUAUUUGGUGUUUAAUGCGUUAUUCAAAGCUUAGCUUAGUGUAUUUCUGUCAAGUUAGUCUGUGAAAAGAUCAAUUUUGGUGUCACCAUCAUUGUUUUAAGUUUUCUGCCGCUGCAUUUGUCCAUAAGUUUCUGAAAUUUAGUAGUUUCGAUGCAACUGGUGACAUUGCUGGAAACUGUAGACAAAUUUGGCUUAUGAGAGUUGAAAGCCUUGAUAUUAUUUGCCACAUCCUUGUUUACUAGGAAAUGGCCCGGUAUGUAAAUGUUUUGUUAGGUGAA